UAUCAUAAACUAGUUAAUACGUGGGUGAAACACAGUGCAGAUAAAGAGACCGAGCACUGAGCUACACAACCUCUGAUAUCUGUCUGGAGUGGAGCGGAGCUGGUCUGGACAUCUGUGAUCCUGAACUUACAAUGAAGAUCCUCCUCCUCUUCAUCCUCUACCUGAUCUCAGUGAUAGAAGAGUCCACGAGUCAAGUGACAGCAAAAUCAGGAGGAGGAGUCAGAAUCAAAUGCAAAUAUGAGGAAGGAUAUGAAACAAACAAGAAAUAUUUCUGCAAGAGUGAAGAAACAACAUGCAGUUACCAAAUAAUAACAGAAGCUAAACACACAUGGGUGCAUGAAGACAGAUUUUCUCUGUAUGAUGAUACCAAUGCUAAAGUCUUCUGGGUGGUAAUGAGAAACCUCACUGUGAAGGAUUCUGGAACCUACCAGUGUGGAGUGGAUAUAACAGACAAGGCAAAGGAAGACAUGCACACACCAGUGAAACUGAAGGUAAAGGCAGGAAUUUCAACUUUCACUAUGAUCAGUCUUGUGUCUGUGUUUCUCAUGCUGGUUCUGAAGGGAAUUUCAUACCUCAUUGGGUCUAUCAGAAAGAGAAGCAAGAAGCAAACAUCAUCCAAACGGCAGUCCCUUCAAGACUCCUCACACAACCAGGGGGUUUCACUUUCUGUCUGUGACUAUGAGGAGACUAAAGACACCAGAAGCCAUUCUGACACUGGAGCUUCUACAGUCUACUCUACUGUUGGUCUACCCACCAAGCCCUCUUAUCCCUCACAAACUGUUUAUGCUUUAGCUCAGCCACCAUCAUGCACCCAUGAUAUGGACAUUUACUCCACAGCUCAAUUACCCACAACUCCAUCUGAUUACUCAGUAGGAGGCACAGUUGGUAAGAACAUCUGCUGAAGGACUCACUUAUGCAGCGAUGACGUUCCAUAAGAAAACUUGAUCGUUAUAAACAUUUCAUUACCACGGAGACCUGUAAGAAGGAGGAGGACUCAUGUGACUAUGCUACUGUCAAUCAUGACCUAGGAAGUGGGUCGGUUAGAGCUAUAUGUUUUUAUUGUAAAUUCAUUGUUUAUUUGUUUUAUGAUAGUAAGUGUAUCCCUUACUAUCUCGCCAUCUAUCUAUCUAUCUAUCUAUCUAUCUAUCUAUCUAUCUAUCUAUCUAUCUAUCUAUCUAUCUAUCUAUCUAUC
Messenger RNA from Electrophorus electricus (electric eel), 1192 nucleotides. RefSeq names its product CMRF35-like molecule 6. Gene Ontology annotation, molecular function: transmembrane signaling receptor activity. The record is from RefSeq and is a predicted model, not a curated record. Gene Ontology annotation, cellular component: plasma membrane. NCBI's taxonomy places the organism in Eukaryota, Metazoa, Chordata, Actinopteri, Gymnotiformes, Gymnotidae.